AUGGCACUGCAGGAACCUCUUACUGUGACCAUAGGACUACAGCGAUUUGCCGAACAGCCCAAGUACACGGAGGUGAAUCCGGGUCAGGAUGCGCUGCUGGUGUGCAAAGUAAUUGACAAGCGUGGCGUCUGCUCCUGGCAGAAGGACAACAAGCCGGUCGGUAUCUAUCCGAAAAAGUACGAAUGGGCCAGCCAGUACGGCAUCGGCCAAACCGCGCACGUCGGGGGCGACUGUUCGCUGUGGGUGCGAGCGGCUCAGCUCGAAUUCGACGAUGGGCUAUGGGAGUGCCAGGUGACGGCUAGCGACUUUACGACGCAGGACGCACUUACCAGCCAGCCGGUGCGAUUAGUUGUCAGAGUGCCACCACAGCGACCUAGAUUAGAGCAUGAAGGAGUUCAUGUUCCUCCCGGUCACAACGUCACGGUUGACUCCGGUGCGGUGGCUACGGUAAAAUGUGUCUCCCAUUACGGAAACCCGCCAGCGCAACUAAAGUGGUACCUAGGCGAGCAAGAGAUAUCUCCUAUACAUCCACAAACAAAUUCGACGGAACCGGAUAAUCCUAGAACUUGGUCCGCUGCCUCGGUGGUGCAAAUUCCGGCUAACAAGGAGCGUCACGGUACAGUGUUAAAGUGUCUUGCAUUGCACGAGUCUUAUUCCGCGCGGUCCGUUGCAGUUGAGGCGCGUCUCGAUGUAAAAUAUGCACCAACUGUGCGAAUGCUCGGUGCCCCGCAAAUCGACCUAGAGGAGGGUAAAGACUCGUUGAUCCUACGGUGUGUAGCAGAUGCAAACCCGCCGGCCAGUAUCGUGUGGCGCAGAGCCGGCCGGUCCGAGAUUGCAAGCCUGCAGGAGUCCCUGCAGCUGCGGCCGGUCGGGCGACGUGAUGCCGGACUGUACACGUGCCAGGCGCAGAACUCCGUCGGCACCUCAGACACGAUGUCUGUCCAGCUGGAUGUCAAAUAUGCGCCGAAAAUAUUAUCAGCCGGGCCGGACCGUCUCACCACAGCUCCACUAUUUAGUCCAGCUGCAUUUGAAUGUGUGGCCGAGGGCAAUCCUACACCAACCUACAAAUGGGUUCAAAGAAUUUCUACUCAAGGAAAGCCCUUCCUCGACCGGGGCCGAGAAUCUAGACUGGUGAUAGAUAACGUCACAUACGACUACCAGGGUGAGUACGAGUGUCGGGCGACAAACUUCAUCAACGGCCAGGAACGGACAGCUACAUCCGAUCCGAUUGCAUUGCAAGUGGUCGGGGCACCGCAGGUUCUGCGCACCACUUCCGGUGGCGUUGCAGGCCAUUCGGUUUCGGUUAAAAAAGGUGACUCCGCAACGCUUUCGUUGAUCGUGUGUGCAGAUCCACGACCGCGUCAUGUAGCCUGGGAGUGGGGAUCACUACGGCUCGAAGCUGGUUCCGGUAUAGGUCGCUAUCGGGUGGACGAUGUGACCCAGGACAGUCGAGAAGAUUGCUAUCUGGCAACGUUACACAUCGACGAUGCCGAUCUCCAGGAUCAGCGUCCUUACUAUCUGGUGGUUGAAAACGAAAGAGGCACCGAUCGCCAUGCCAUCAGUCUACGAGUCGAAGGAAUGUUUUCAGUAGUGGAACCGCUCGAGCUAAGCUAUCUGCUCGGAAUUGCGGGCGGAUGCCUGGCAGCCUUUCUCAUACUCAUCUGUCUCUGCAUCUACGCAGUGCGGGCGCGAAAAUGUUGCUUCCGAAAUCGUAACAACUACAAGACAUCGGAAAAGGAUAGCGAAAAGGCCGACCUAAAGUCACGCUCGGACAGCACGAGCGUACCGCCGCUCGACUCGAUCUACACGACGCCCACCGGCUUCCACCAUCACCAUCACCAUCCGCACCAUGCCGCGCACCAUCCGCACCAGAACGGAACGCCCGGCUCGCCGGAAGCAAUGAAGUCGACCACCGUAACGGACACAGCGCAAAACAGCCAGCCCGUCCAGCGGCAUGUGAACGGUAUCGACCCGCAGGACGCCAACCUGGUGCUGAGCACGCUGCGCCACCAGCGAGACCUGUUCAGUGGCCCGCUCGGCAUACCGGACGUCACGACGCGGGUCGGUAGCGUUAUACAUGCGUUCGAAACGAUGGCCCGUCAGCGGCAAACGCUCGGUGGGCGUGAGUCCUACCGGGCGGACAAACCGUACGACACGAUGGCCACCGGUGCUGGAUCGUCCAAGUAUCGAUCCCACCGCUCGAACGUGAAGCGCAUUGGGGACGCGAACCGGCACAAGAUCAUACUACCUUCGCCCAACGUUUCGCCAUCGUCCUCGGCGGAGACGGGCCUGCUUUACCAUGGUCAGCAAAUCGCACACCAACCGGCGGUGUCCCAGAACCCUUCCCACUAUCCGCAUUCGAUGUCGUCAUCGUUUCGACAAUCCCUCCACACCGACCACCAGCAUCAUCAGCAUCAUCAUCAUCAUCAUCUUCCACCAACUUCCUUUUCCUAUACCGAUCCUCACGGUGUCCCACCCGCAGUACGUAGGCACAUGGGCGGCGGCGGUGGCAGUGGUGCUGGUAAUGGUGGUGGUGUGGAUCCCGCUGAGGAAGCCAUACAUAUUAAUAACAAUAACUUUGAGCAAAACUUACCCCAUUUUGUGGACGAUCAUAACAAUCACAGUCAGACCCUGCCGAGAACGAUGUUUCCCGCAUCGUUGAGUGUGUCCGGCACGAAUACCAUCACUGCCGGCGGCAAAACCGCAGCCGGCGAAUCCACCGAGCUACCGCACUUCCAGCUAAAUAACGAGAAUGAAUCAAGUAAUUUCGAUUCGUUGAAUCUAGACGAUGAUUACCGUAAAAGCUCUUUUGGCAAACAGUCAAACUUGCCCCAGCAGCAGCACCACCAUCAACACCAACAGCUUUUCCAACGUCGAAAUCCCCCAUCAAAUAUCAAUACACUGCUCUUGGCACGCACUCAACAACCCGGCGGUACCUCUGGCAAUCGCACCGGACGAGGAUUGUGGAGCUUGUUCGGUGGCGGUGCCAGCCACCACAACCCUUCCAAGCCAUCUACCAACGACCAUGCCAACACGACAGCAGCAGGGUACAGCAGCAGCAGAAACAAUCCGAACGUGUUUUUUAAUGCCAACUCUUCCACCUCGCCGACCGAGCGCACGGCAGCGGAAGCGUCAUCAGCGACGCCGGCAACGGUUGCUUCGAUUGCACCGGUACCAAUGUCAACAGCGACCGCGUCCAAUGCUACCGGCACAAUGCGCUAUUACAACCACGAUAACAACGCCAAUAGUGCCAAUCGUCGCAGCGUCCCAUCGCACUACGACGCUCGAGACGGACUAGCCGAUGGCGCCGCAACGGGCGGGCAGGAUGGUGACGGCCAGGACGACCAUCGUAGCACCGGCGGUACAGCUUACCGCCGUAACAAAGGUGACACCGGUAUUGCAAACGAAGGCGAUAACGAAGCCACCGAUAAUCACGUUAGUGGCGAUAAAUUCCUACGUGGCAGUACCGUCAGCCAGUCCUUCAUCAAGAACGUGCGGAUUAUAGGGAAGAAAUCGUCCUCGUACGAUGUCAGCGGUGCCAGCCACGCAAACAACGGCAGUGCGGGACUGCGCAAGGACGGCAAACAGCGGGACGAUCCCGGCCGGUCCAGUUCGCGACGGGCCAGUGCCGUGCUGGGUGACGGUGCCGGCACGUCCAGCUCCUCGAACGGGUUCAAGCAUCGCGGCUCGCUAAUGGUGGCGGCCGCGGCCAAACACUUCACCAAGCGCAACCGCGCACCGCAACCGGUGGCGGCGGGCAGUGCAACCGUUGCACCCGCUGACACUGACGAAUUAACCGGUACGCUGCGGCCUAAGCCACCCGAAGACGCCGCCAUCAACAACGGCGCCGGCAACAUCACCCCUAACGAGACCGGAUCAACGAAAAGAACCGACGGUCCGCCAGCGGUGAAGGCACGCACGCCUUCCGGUACAGCUAACAAGCGGCUGCUACUUUUUCAACCGCGCACGAUUGAUCGCGCUGAAAUCUGAUGCCAUCGCGAAAUGUGACUCAUGUUCAGGGGGCUAGAGGAAUUAGUGUAGUUACAAUGGGCGGGCAAACGUUGUGAGCAUAGUUUGAAAGCGACUGUACGGGAACAGUGCUCUGUUGCUGUGCUCGAAAUACGACGAACGAUUAUUACAAUACGAGUUUAGCAAACUGUUUAUAGUCGAAUGUAUACAAAAUUCGAUCCUAUCUUCUGUUGUCUGGAUCUUCUGUUGUCCAACAUAGCCUAGCUAGAAAUCCCAGUUUUGAAUACAACCUGUCUAUAGUUUAUUGGAGUAGGGCUUUUCAUUAGUAUAGUACGUAGCAAACAGAGCGAUUUACAUUAUAGUACGAAAAUACAAUAUCACCAACUGUAGAAAAUCUGUGUCAUACACGUAGCACAACAACUCAACAAACAAUAGGACCUUUGCAAAUGAAUUUAAACGCCCGCGUUAUAAAUCACGUUUGAAAUGUCAACGUGUUUUUCUUA
Messenger RNA from Anopheles merus, 4472 nucleotides. RefSeq lists its product as uncharacterized. Gene Ontology annotation, cellular component: cell-cell junction. Gene Ontology annotation, biological process: cell-cell adhesion. The transcript has 12 exons. Lineage: Eukaryota; Metazoa; Arthropoda; Insecta; Diptera; Culicidae. The record is from RefSeq and is a predicted model, not a curated record. Bases 1 to 3990 code for a protein of 1329 amino acids. Gene Ontology annotation, molecular function: cell adhesion molecule binding.